Molecule: messenger RNA, 4110 nt
Organism: Aureobasidium musti
Lineage: Eukaryota; Fungi; Ascomycota; Dothideomycetes; Dothideales; Saccotheciaceae
Source: the annotation of a GenBank genome assembly
AUGAGAGCUCAUAUGGAACCAGCCCCUCGCCAGAAAUGGUCGGAGCAGUCGAGCCGCCGCCGAAAGCAGCCCAGCCUGUACGAUGAAUACCUCAACCAGGAGCGCUCCGCCAUGUCUCAGAGCCAGCCAGUAUCACAGAGCAUCAUACAGACAACCACCGAAGCGCGCGAACAGCACUUCCCCGGACCUCGAUCUGCUCGCAGCGAUAACACAAUCCGCACCGUGACACCUGACUCGGUCGUUGAAGAGACGACCAUCAACAUCGAGGGCCACGUGCUGGGCUCUUCGCCCCGGACCAGUCUCAAGAGAGAUCGCGAUAGUCCUCGUUCCCUACUACUUGCCCGCAGUGAGUCGACCGAUAAUGCGCGCAAUCGCUUGCAGUACACCUCGACCUCGGCCACCCGUCGCAAUCGUACGAGGACGCUAGAUGAGGGCGCCUCACGCGAAGUGUCGCCUGCUUCUGCUCUCCAUCCCGGUAGCCGUCUGCGCCAUGGCUCGAUCCACCUCACCGGUAGCGAAACCACCUCGACUCAGGUCGCCUCCACCUCGUCCUUCGAUCCCUCGCAAUCAACGUCGUCGUCCGCUUCAAAACGUCCGCGCUCGCCCAUCUCGUCGUCUGACGCCGCCAGUGUCUCCGGUGCCUUGCCCAAUUCAAGCGCUCGCCGAAUUCUACAUCUUAUGAAGACAUUAUGUGGUCGUAUGUCGGGUACCCUUUGGUUCCGUCGUGGCGCUUCAGCAAUGUGGCUCCAGUCAUACUGCUACAUUCAGGAGGACACGGGCAGUCUGCUGUGCGAGGCUGAUGUUAGCUCGCCACAGAAUCGCACUUUGAUCCCUGAUCUACGCGGUUGUCAAGUGCGCACUGCCAUGGAUGAAGACACUCAGAUGCCUUAUCUUGACAUUUCAGUGCCAAACUCGACAUUGCAAUUGCAUGUUCGUCUGAAAGAUCGCAAAGACUUUGACUCGUGGUUUGCCGCUCUACUCUGUUGGCAGCCAAUUCGGCCGAGAGGUAUCCACAACAAGAUGACAAAACCUCAGACUCCUGUUGUGCAAGGCAUCACCUUGACUGACAGCAGACGUAACUCUGAGAUGUCUCUUACACUAAAAGAAGCCCCAAUCAUCAAGGUUGGCCCUAUGAUAUACUGGGAUAGCAACAUUUCAUACGCCAACGCUGGCACGCCGAGAUCACUCAAACCUUCACCUUCGCGCUUCCAGAGCUAUGGCUCGCACUGGUGGAGGCGCGUGUCAUGUACGCUGCGUGAGAAUGGAGAACUCAAACUCUACGCAGAAUCCGGUUCGACUCUUCUAUCUGUUGUUCAACUUUCCCAGCUCUCUCGCAGCGCUGUCCAAAGAUUGGAUCCUUCUGUCUUGGACAACGACUUUUGCAUUGCCAUCUAUCCUCAAUACACAUCCGGCGCCACCGUCACGACCGCCAUCCGACCCAUAUACCUAUCUUUGGAAACCCGUGUGCUCUACGAAGUUUGGUUUGUUUUGUUGAGAGCUUUCACGAUACCACAACUCUAUGGACCUAAACCUAAUGGCCAUUCUGACGAAUCUGCUAUUAUUCCUGAUACCCCUUCAUCUGCUGCCUUCGAUAACAUGAUGGCUAAUGAGAAGAUUGAAAUGUUCCGCAUGGAGCGCGCUUUAUCCAUUCGCAUAAUUGAAGCCAAAUUGCCGCACGCUCCAUUGAGCUCAUUGGCUGAAUUCAACCACCACCAUUCAAAUCGCCAUAAUAACAAUGCGACAAACAAGCCCGAGCUCUCGGACGGCUACUAUGUUGAGAUCCAUCUGGACGGUGAAACCCGAGGCAAGACACAAAUCAAACAUGAAUCAAUGGCGCCCUUCUGGCGAGAGGAGUUCGACUACUUAGAUCUGCCCGCCGUCCUUACUUCCGCUUCCGUCCUAUUGAAGCGCCGCCCACCUGAUCUCUCGAGCCCUCGCGAACAACACGAACUCCGCCUUGUGCAUGACGCCUGGCUGGACCCUUCGCAGAAGACUGGUGGUUCCGCGCCCGUACAAAACGAUCAAAUACUGGGCAAAAUUGAGAUAUAUCUCGAAGAAUUAGAAGCCAGCAAAGAAGUCGAAAAGUGGUGGCCAGUCAUGAACCAGCAUGACGAAAACGUUGGCGAGAUCUUGAUCAAGGCUCGUGCGGAAGAAAAUGUCAUUCUCAUGGCUAAGGACUACAAGCCCUUGAACGAUUUAUUGCAUAAUUUCUCAAACGAACUCACGUUGCAGGUCGCUCAGAUGAUCCCGACAGAAUUAAGGCGGUUAUCGGACUUGCUGCUGAACAUCUUUCAAGUAUCUGGCCAGGUCACUGAGUGGAUCAUGGCUCUGGUCGAAGAAGAGAUUGACGGAGUACACAAAGAGACGCCUGUUUCUCGCAUGAGAUAUACUCGUCGCAUGGCAAACAGCAACAAUGAGGCAGACGCAAAUGUCACUGCUGCUAGCGAGCGAGAGCUAAUGGUUCGCGACAUGAACAAGAACGCCACACUGGAAGCAAACUUGCUCUUCCGCGGAAACACACUACUCACCAAGUCUUUGGACUCACACAUGCGCAGAGUAGGCAAGGAAUACCUCCUCGAAUGCCUUGGUCCCAUCAUCAUGGACAUUAAUGAGAAAGACCCCGAUUGCGAAGUUGAUCCCAACCGAGUAACGAACCAGCAUGAUCUAAAGAAGAAUUGGGACAGGCUGAUCAACUGUACCAAAUCCGUCUGGAACACAAUCAAAAUUAGUGCCAGAAACGCCCCUCCAGAGCUGAGAGUCAUCUUCAGACACAUCAGAGCUUGCGCAGAAGACAGAUAUGGCGACUUUUUGAGAAGUGUCAGCUACAGCAGUGUUUCUGGUUUCUUGUUCCUGCGCUUCUUCUGCCCAGCAGUUCUGAACCCUAAGCUGUUUGGCCUUCUCAAGGAUGAUCCCAAACCUCGCGCUCGCCGAACAUUUACCCUGAUUGCAAAGUCACUACAAGGCCUUGCAAACAUGGCUUCGUUUGGUAGCAAGGAACACUGGAUGGAACCUAUGAAUGCCUUCCUCACAGACCAUCGGGAAGCUUUCAAGACUUUCAUCAACGAUAUCUGUUCAAUCUCUGCUCCAGACGGCAUGAUCGGCCAGAAGCCGACCUCAUACUCAACUCCUCUGGCUAUCCAAUCCCGACUUCCGAUGACCAGCCGGGAAGGAUUCCCCAGCCUGCCAUACCUCAUUGACCAAAGUCGUGAGAUCGCAAGCCUGGUUGAACUCUGGCUACAUGGUACGACCAACGGAAGUGAAGCAGAAUUGUUAGCAGGACAGAUUGGUAAAGAAGAUGGCGAUCUCUUGACAUUCCACAAACUUUGCAAAACCCUCGAUGCCCAGACAAAGGAGUGUCUGUCUCGUGCCGAGCGCGCCGAGCGCCCUAACUCUGCGCUCAGCUUCCGCUGGGAGGAGCUUAUCGACCAGUUGCAAACUACAUCACUGCUGGACAAUGGCGCUCGUAUUGAUGAUGCGCUCGACGUAUCAACUCGCGACUCCUUCGAUGACGUGAGCCAGGCUGCUCAGCUCGAUUCGGCAAGAGGCCGGGGGUACAGCGCUGGAGGAGUCGGACUUGGUCGCUACAGCGCAGAUACCGAAGGCCAUCCACCACCAUCUUGGGAAGAAGAUCGCGACGGCGGUGCUCAAACAGCAGCUGUGAGUAUUCUGAGCCACGACAACAACCGCCACUUCGACAAAACUAGCUUUGAUGUAGCGAGACCAGGGACAUCGACCGCCUCGGUCUCGGCAUCUGGCUCAUACAGCAACAAUAUCGGCGCUGGAUUCAUGCGUGAAGGCAAUUCAGCACUUCCACGCGACCUCACCUCUGCAAGCCUGAACCUACACUUCCCUCAACGGGACCGCGAGCGCAAGUCUACAGAACGACCUCGCGACGGUAGUGUCAGUGGCAGUGUGGUCAGUAGCGAAACAGACACCACGACUGCAUUGCCCAGUCUUGCGCGCGAACGCGAGAGACGAGAGCGCGAAAAGGAGAAGAAGGAAAAAGCCAAGCGCGAAGAAAGAGAACGACGACUCAAAGACUUUAUACCCGGCCUCACCGGCUUACGACGAAAGAACGAGCAAAAGGACAAGGAUAAAGACAAGGAGUGA